AUGGGGAAGAAUGAUAAACAAGAUGAGCUUUGGGACGAUUCUGCUCUAAUUAACGCCUUCAAUGAUGCCAUUUCCAAGUAUAUGAAAAUGCAUGUAACUGGAAGUGAGAAUUUAUCGGCCGAUGAAGGUAAAGGCAUCUACAGCAUAGAGGAGGAAAGCAUUUCUGCUCUUGUAGAUGAAACCAAUGAUAAGAGAAGGCAUGUUGACACAAAUGAAGAGAGCACAACUUUAACUUCUGCUGAAAAUGAAGAGAACCAUUACUGCUCAACUGUGCCAGAGGCAUCCAACUUAGAACAAGCUACAGAAAACCAUGUUGAUUCAUCUGCAGGACCGUACAUCAAUCAGGAGCAUAGUGGUUAUCCGCUUUCAGGAAAUACAGAAGAUUACAACCAUUUGGUAAACAAGUACUAUGAACUUGAGGACCAAAGGCAAAAGAUUCUUCAGCAACUUAACCAGCUUGGUUACUGGAAUAAUACUUCUGGCCCAACUACUGUCACCUCGCAAGAACUUCAAGCCUCCCAAGCUUAUCCGGCUGCUACUUGUUCUCUCUGUCCUUAUGGCUGUCAAAGCUGGGUCACGCCUUGCAAUUCAUCAUCCUGUUAUUGUGUGGGUGGAACUUCUGUUUCAACAUGUAACAACGCCCCAGCGGAAAUUGCUUCCGCUAAAAACGUGGUAUCCACUGGAGAUACUGAUUUUGUGAAAACAGCAAUGGUUGCUGCAGAAAAAGCGCUCACUUCCUUGAAGAAUCGAGAUUACAUUAAUCCUAGUAGUUAUGAUAAUGAAGGCAAAGAAAAACAAUUAGAGACUGGCUGCAAUCAUGCAGAGAAAAGUACCAGCUCUGAAACAGAUCUUACAGUGGUUUUAAAUGCUUGGUAUUCUGCUGGUUUCUACACUGGAAAGUAUCUCUCCGAGCAGUCUUCCGCAGCUAGCCAACGUCGAUGA
Molecule: messenger RNA, 942 nt
Organism: Oldenlandia corymbosa var. corymbosa
Lineage: Eukaryota; Viridiplantae; Streptophyta; Magnoliopsida; Gentianales; Rubiaceae
Source: the annotation of a GenBank genome assembly